AUAGUGCAUCAAACACAGACAAUAUGUAAUAUGAAAAUCGAGUUCCUAGGGGCCACCAUUGCUCUUAGCAUUUAUAUUGUGCUAGACUUUGGAUCAGAGGUAUCGUGUUUUGAUUGGAUAGUUUGGAGUUUGUUCUAGGGUGUUAAUGGUUUUUCUGCUUAUGUCAAGACAAUAGGCAAUUUGUCUUUUGCCACCCACAUCUAUUCAUAAACCAGAGACAGAUCAGGUUGGACUGCGGCCGAAAAGUCAAACAGCAAUUACUAUAAAACACCUGAGGACCUUUGUGCUGCAGGUCUACACUGGGUGUGCCUGUAACUGUCUGUCUCUGCCUUUGGUCCUAUAAUCAUUCAGGUGUUGUUUGACAUAAGCUAAAAUGACAGCCAUCCCCAUUUCUGUCAGUCAUUCUUUUCUUUCCCUCCACCCAUCAUUUAUCUGUCCUCACAUGCCAUAAAUCACUCUCAGCCCCUGGGAGGAAAACAGCAAAAUCAGUCCCUUGUUUUCUCUUCUAUCAUCCUUAAUCAACAACUACAAACACACACCUGUUGCUUCACACAAGUCAAGGAAUAUGUCUUAAAGCCAAAUUUCACACCUCACGCAUAACACCAUGCACUUUCUUAGAAUAUUUUCCAUGUGUAUACAUAGACAUACUUUCUUGUGUAUUUUCUGUCCAUCAUUAGCAUGUAUUUGUAUGUCUAUUGCUCCAAGCUGUCAUCUCUCAUCACUUGUGAAAGAAUCUUGCCCCAAGCAGGGGCGGGACUACUAUUUUCUUUUUACCUUUCUGUGUGCUUUAACUUGUAGGUCUUCCAUUCGUGUAGGUAACCUGAGGAUCAUGCACAGCACAGCCCAACUGCAGUGAGCCAGAUUAACAUUCAAGUCCAUCAUCCAUGGAUGAGAGCAGUGUUUCGGUGCUGUGGUACAGGACAUCAAAACCCCUAGGGAAGGUGAGGCGAAGGGUUCAAGACCUCCGCAUCCCCUCCUCCUCUUUCAGUGACUAUAAAACCAACAGACCUGCCUUGGACCUGAGCCACAAUGAGAGCGCUCGACUGGCAGUGGACACUCUGCUCAGCGGGGGCUUAGAGGAAUACCACGAGGUGCUGAAGGCGGAGGGAGAAGUGGACUUUCUGUCAGAUCAGGAGAAGAUUUACAUCCUGGAAAAUGGGACCGAUGGCAAGACAGCAGAACUUGGUGCAUCUGAUGAUGAUGAUGAUGAUGAUGAUGAUGACAUAGACUUUGAGAACUCAUCCGCUGGCUCCCAGACUGCCACACAAUGUCCCACAGUGUCCACAGACAGUGAUCCUACUGUGGCAGGUGUGAAGUGGAAUGAUCCUGUCCUGGAUGUGCCCUCCGCUGUGGUUUAUUACCAGUCUGGCAGCAGAGCAGCCGGCAUGAAAGACCUGGUCAGGGAGUUCAUCAGAAAGGCUAGAAUGGCCCUGGCCAUAGUGAUGGACAGCUUCACUGACGUAGAGCUGCUGUGUGACCUUCUGGAGGCGAGCAGGAAGAGGAAUGUGUCUGUUUAUCUGCUGCUGGAUCAUCUCAACCUGAAACUGUUCGUUAGCAUGUGGCAGGACCUCAAACUCAACGGCAAAAACUUCCCUAAACUUUCAGUAAGCAGCGUCCAAGGACAGACAUACUGUACCAAGACGGGCAGGAAGCUGACCGGUCAGAUUGCAGAGAGUUUUAUCAUCACUGACUGGACUGAGGUGCUGACUGGCUCAUACAGUUUCUCCUGGCUGUCCUGGCAGGUCCAUCGCAGUUUUGCUGUUCUUAUAAAGGGCAGCCCGGUCAUACCUUUCCAUCAGGAAUUCCUCAGGCUGUACUCCAGCUCCAAACCAGUCCCUGGCUUUGUCACUUUUAUCACUGUGCCUCACACUCUCCCUCUUUACACCACAUCAUGUGCAGCUCAAAAUGCUAACACUGAUGCCAGUGAAUCAAAAUCAAGCCCAACAACAAUGUGCCACACGGCUCAGAAUGGAGAUGCUCAGAAUACUCAGACCAAAGCAAAAAUGCCGGUUUUAUCCAGUCCACAAAGUGCAGAAAUCUACCCAAGUGUGGAUAAUUCCCAGCCUCUACACAGAGCAGGCAAUGGUACACAAAUACAUGAAAAACCUCAAAUGUUGCACCCAAAACCUCCUGUUCAAGCAGAAACACUGCAGAGUGUAUCUGUGGGAAAGCCAAAGCAUACAGUGGGAGCUGUCUGCACACAGCAUGGUGCACAAACUGGUGUGAAACCUCUGGAGAAGAAUCAAAACCAGACACAGAGUCACUCAAACCCUCUCAGUCAGACUCAAGUCUCAAAUGUUCAGUCUCAGCUCAAAAGCCUUACUAUCACCACUCCAGGUGAUAAGAAAAAGAGGGCUCAAGAGUCAAACCCUUUGCACACUGCUCCCCACACAAACGGACAGCACAGGAGUGUCAGCUAUCAAUCAGCUUUCAAGAAAAAUCACGAGCACCACAAUGUAGGUACUGAAGGUAUUUUCUUUCGACAGAGGAACAGGGACAGACUCAAAGAGCCUCUGGGGAUUGCUGCAGGUCUAAACACACAAAGACGACAAUGGAACUACCUUUUUAACUUUAAACCACAGGUGGACUUUUUAUCUGAUAAACCCAAAAUCCUGCCUCCUCCCACAUCACAGCAGAAACAAGCAAAGACAGGCCUGCAGUUCCGUUUAACCCAACCAAGAGGAUGCACAUCUGGGCAACAAACUAAAUUGUCCACUUUAGGACCCAGGAGGCAGGAUCAGCCCCAGAGGAACCACCAACCUUCGCUCCCGUCACACAGAGCCACAGAGGCUCCAAGGUCAAAGUCAGCAUCAGCAGCCACAAGAGCUCAUUUUAAACUUCAGCUGCAGCCCGACUCCAAGCUGUUCUUACCAAGUACACAUCUACAGCCCCACACCUCCCAGCAGGCGAGGCCCCCUCCAAAACUAAAUUGGAUGACCCAGAGUCGUGCUGAAAGACCCAGACCUGUGGCUCGCCACAACUCCUUCGACGCCACCUACGGGACAGGACAGAUGUUGGGCGGACAGGUGGGCAGGAGGCCAUUGCACAGCAGCAUGAAUACACCACUAAGAAGGAGCAAGAGCAUGAAUGACAGACACUCAACACGCCUGAAUCCAAACAUAACUAAGACCUGACAGAAGAAAUGUAAGUUUGACCUUUGGUGUUAUUCAAACUGACAAACUUGGACACAUCUAUUCACCCUCACACAGGCACACAUAUAAUCAGGUCAAUAAAACAUCUGUUCAUAUGAAACAUGCAGAAUAUUCUACUGUGUAAAGCUUCUGAAAUUUAUACUAAACUGGUAGGCACUGGCACUGGUAUUUAAACAAAAUUGUGAAAUAAGAUAAAUGAAUGUUGAUUUAAUUUUACAAAAUAAUCAAGGGUUUUGGUUUACUAAUAUGUUUUAAAAUCUGUGAGCCUUCUCUCAAAUAUAGUGGAACUAGAUGUCACUCAG
Messenger RNA from Epinephelus lanceolatus (giant grouper), 3454 nucleotides. RefSeq lists its product as uncharacterized. The record is from RefSeq and is a predicted model, not a curated record. Gene Ontology annotation, biological process: epidermal growth factor receptor signaling pathway. NCBI's taxonomy places the organism in Eukaryota, Metazoa, Chordata, Actinopteri, Perciformes, Serranidae. Gene Ontology annotation, molecular function: protein kinase binding.